Molecule: messenger RNA, 378 nt
Organism: Microthlaspi erraticum
Lineage: Eukaryota; Viridiplantae; Streptophyta; Magnoliopsida; Brassicales; Brassicaceae
Source: the annotation of a GenBank genome assembly
AUGUUGGUAUAUGGACUGCAAUUGCGGUUAAACGAAUCUUCUCCCAGUACAACUCCAGUCAUGCUUCCAAGGAGCUUGUACACAGGGUGUACAGCCCUUGUGACCUUGAAACUAAAGAGUGUGACUCUUGUGGAUGUUUCUUCCUUGCCUUCUUUCCCGACCCUAAAAGCAUUGAGCCUUUUACUUGUUAAGUUCCCUGGUGAUGCAUUUGUCAAGAGGCUUUUCUCCAAUUGUCAUGUUCUUCAAUAUCUGGAGGUGGGACGAUUACAAAAUGACAAUGUCACCGUUUUCACCGUUAUUGUGCCUUCUCUGAAGACUCUCAAAUUAAGUAGAAUAUCACGCAAAGUGAAAGACGGUGAACAUGGUUCAGUGAUAUAG